UCUCCCCUCGCUCCCAACUCCUCCCCCACCGCCUCCCCUCCCUCCCUCUGCUCCCUCGCUCUCCUCCCCGCUGUCUCCGGCGCGCGGGGUCUGGAGCUAGUUGGAGAGCGGGGGUUGGUGCCAGAGCCCAGCUCCGCGGAGCCGGGCGGGUCGGCCGCUCAUCCAGCGGCUGCUGGACGAGGCGGAGCGCAGCGGGCACAGCCCAGGGCCGGAUUGCACCCGGGCGCGAAGCCCAGGGUCGGGCGCCCUUGCUGCGCGGCCGCCUCGUUCCCAGACGGGCCGCCAGCCCUCGGGGUCGCCGCGGCGCGGACCGCUAGCCGCCGGGAGCCGCACCUGCGCGUGCCGCCGGAGGUUUCCUUCUCAGCCUGACUCCGGGAGCUAGGACUGCAGAGGGCUCCACCAUGGUGCUCCCAGGACCCCUAGCUCUGUCACUCCUGCUACCCAGCCUCGCUCUGCUGGUGGCUCACCUCUCCAGCUCCCAUGAUGUCUCCAGCGAAACCAGCAGUGAACAGCAGCUCUGCGCCCUGAGAGAGCACCCCACUGUGACCUUUGAAGAUCUGAAGCCCUGGGUCUCUAACUUCACCUACCCUGGAGCCCGAGAUUUCUCCCAGCUUGCUCUGGAUCCCUCCAGGAAUCAGCUCAUCGUGGGAGCCAGGAACUACCUCUUCAGACUCAGCCUUGCCAAUGUCUCCCUCCUUCAGGCCACAGAGUGGGCCUCCAAUGAGGACACACGCCGCUCCUGCCAGAGCAAAGGGAAGACUGAGGAAGAGUGCCAGAACUACGUGCGGGUCCUGAUCGUCGCGGGCCAGAAAGUGUUCAUGUGUGGCACCAAUGCCUUUUCCCCCGUGUGCUCCAGCAGACAGGUGGGGAACCUCAGCAGAACUAUUGAGAAGAUCAAUGGUGUGGCCCGCUGCCCCUAUGACCCACGCCACAACUCCACAGCUGUCAUCUCCUCCCAGGGGGAGCUCUACGCUGCCACAGUUAUCGACUUCUCUGGUCGGGACCCUGCCAUCUACCGCAGCCUGGGCAGUGGGCCACCACUUCGCACUGCCCAGUAUAACUCCAAGUGGCUCAAUGAGCCAAACUUUGUGGCAGCCUAUGACAUUGGGCUGUUUGCAUACUUCUUCCUGAGGGAGAACGCAGUGGAGCACGACUGUGGGCGCACUGUGUACUCUCGCGUGGCCCGAGUGUGCAAGAACGAUGUGGGGGGCCGCUUCCUGCUGGAGGACACGUGGACCACAUUCAUGAAGGCCCGGCUUAACUGCUCCCGCCCGGGUGAGGUCCCCUUUUACUACAACGAGCUGCAGAGUGCCUUCCACCUGCCCGAGCAGGACCUCAUCUACGGAGUCUUCACCACCAACGUAAACAGCAUCGCAGCUUCUGCCGUCUGUGCCUUCAACCUCAGCGCCAUCUCCCAGGCUUUCAAUGGCCCCUUUCGUUACCAGGAGAACCCCAGGGCUGCCUGGCUCCCUAUCGCCAACCCCAUCCCCAAUUUCCAGUGCGGCACCUUGCCCGAGACUGGCCCCAACGAGAACCUCACAGAGCGCAGCCUGCAGGACGCGCAGCGCCUGUUCCUGAUGAGCGAGGCCGUGCAACCCGUGACCCCUGAGCCGUGUGUCACCCAGGACAGCGUGCGCUUCUCACACCUCGUCGUGGACCUAGUGCAGGCCAAGGACACGCUCUACCACGUGCUCUACAUCGGCACCGAAUCAGGCACCAUCCUGAAGGCGCUGUCCACCGCCAGCCGCAGCCUCCGUGGUUGCUACCUGGAGGAGCUGCACGCGCUGCCGCCUGGGCGCCGCGAGCCCCUGCGCAGCCUGAGCAUCCUGCACAGCGCGCGCGCGCUCUUCGUGGGGCUGAGCGACGGCGUGCUGCGCGUCCCGCUGGAGCGGUGCGCUGCCUACCGCAGCCAGGGGGCUUGCCUGGGGGCCCGGGACCCGUACUGUGGCUGGGACGGGAAACAGCAGCGGUGCAGCACACUCGAGGACAGUGCCAACAUGAGCCUCUGGAUGCAGAACAUCACCACCUGUCCUGUGCGAAACAUGACCCGGGAUGGGGGCUUUGGCCCAUGGUCACCUUGGCAGCCUUGUGAACACUUAGAUGGAGACAACUCAGGCUCCUGCAUGUGCAGGGCCCGAUCCUGCGACUCCCCUCAACCCCGCUGUGGGGGCCUUGACUGCCAGGGGCCAGCCAUCCACAUCGCCAAUUGCUCCAGGAACGGGGCAUGGACCUCAUGGUCGUCGUGGGCGCAGUGCAGCACGUCCUGUGGGAUCGGAUUCCAGGUCCGCCAGCGAAGCUGCAGCAACCCCGCACCCCGCCACGGGGGCCGCAUCUGUGUGGGCAAGAGCCGCGAGGAGCGGUUCUGUAAUGAAAACACGCCUUGCCCGGUGCCCAUUUUCUGGGCCUCCUGGGGCUCCUGGAGCAAGUGCAGCAACAACUGCGGGGGCGGCGUGCAGUCGCGGCGUCGGACCUGCGAGAACGGCAACUCCUGCGCGGGCUGCGGCGUGGAGUUCAAGACGUGCAACCCCGAGGGCUGCCCCGAGGUGCGGCGCAACACGCCGUGGACGCCGUGGCUGCCCGUGAACGUGACGCAGGGCGGGGCGCGGCAGGAGCAGCGCUUCCGCUUCACGUGCCGCGCGCCCCUGCCCGACCCCCACGGCCUGCAGUUUGGCCGGAGAAGGACGGAGACGCGAACGUGCCCGGCCGACGGCUCCGGGGGCUGCGACACCGACGCCCUGGUGCAGGAUCUCUUGCGCAGCGGCAGCGCCUCCCCGCACACGCUGAACGGGGGCUGGGCCGCCUGGGGCCCCUGGUCGUCCUGUUCCCGGGACUGCGAGCUGGGCUUCCGCGUCCGCAAGAGAACGUGCACCAACCCGGAGCCCCGCAACGGAGGUCUGCCCUGCGUGGGCGACGCCGCCGAGUACCAGGACUGCAACCCGCAGGCUUGCCCAGUGCGGGGUGCUUGGUCCUGCUGGACCUCGUGGUCCCAGUGUUCAGCCUCCUGCGGUGGGGGCCACUAUCAGCGCACACGUUCCUGCACCAGCCCAGCGCCCUCCCCAGGUGAGGACAUCUGUCUCGGGCUGCACACGGAGGAGGCGCUAUGCGCCACACAGGCCUGCCCAGAAGGCUGGUCGCCGUGGUCUGAGUGGGGUGUAUGCGCUGAGGAUGGAGCCCAGAGCCGCAGCCGGCGCUGCGAGGAGCUUGUCCCAGGGCCUGCUACCUGUGCUGGCAACAGCAGCCAGAGCCGCCCCUGCCCCUACAGUGAGAUUCCGGUAAUCCUGCCUGCCUCGAGUGUAGAGGAGGCUGCUGGCUGUGGAGGGUUUAGUCUCAUCCACCUGGUGGCCACAGGUGUCUCCUGCUUCCUGGGCUCUGGGCUUCUGACCAUGGCAGUUUACCUGUGUUGCCAGCACUGCCAGCGCCAGUCUCAGGAGUCCACACUUGUCCACCCUGCCACUCCCAACCACCUGCACUACAAGGGCGGGGGCACCCCCAAGAACGAGAAGUACACCCCUAUGGAGUUCAAGACCCUGAACAAGAGUAACCUGAUUCCUGAUGACAGAGCCAACUUCUACCCCCUGCAGCAGACCAAUGUGUAUACGACCACCUACUACCCCAGCCCCCUACACAAGACCAGCUUCCGGCCCGAGGCCUCGCCUGGACAGCGGUGCUUUCCCAACAGCUGAUCCAACCGUCCUGGGACUUGGGGUCCUUGCCUUCCCAAGGCACAGAGCAGUGGAGAUGGGACAGUGGAGCCACUUUGGUGUUCCCCCUCUGUGCUAGGCCAGGAACUCACUGCCUGGUCAGUGCGGGUCCCAUCUGGCUUCAGAGAGCUCUGGCUGGCAGUGACCACGGGGAAAAGGGCUGGCCUCGGGCUGUCACGUGGCUGUGGAUCCAGCGCAGCCCAGGUCUGUCGUGGCUUCCUUGUGACCCUCCAUCACGCUGAGCCUCCCCUGCCAGGUCUGAGCUGUGGACCCACUGAGCAUGUGAGGAUUUGGAGAGUGGAGAAGGCAAGGGGCAGGCCCUUAGGUUUGGGGUGGAAGUGACUUCCAGUGGCCACCAUAAGCCAAAUCUGCCCUUCUCUGGCUGGCCCCAAAACAGACUUGGGCUACCACGGUUCUCAUAUCCAGAUUGUCUCUGAAAGGAACUAGUCAAAUGGCCCGGGAGCUCUGGAUCCCCACCCAGGACUGGACCAUUGUGGUGCUGCCCAGUGUGACACGGGGCCAAGCUGGCCCAGGCUGUCCACUUCUGACCAGCAGUUUGUAUUUGGGUCAGGAUCAUCCUUCUGGUCAGAGAGGAUGAGGACUGGGAACUGAAGGCUGGACUCCGCUGAGAAGCCCUUAGAUCCAGCCUGGCACAGGCCUUGCCUCACCCUCAGAAUGGUUGAAAGGUGGCCAGGAAGUCGGAAGGCUCGAGACCACGGAAGCCAGUGCCUGGCCUCUGUGCCUCUACAGAAACCCCUUCCUGCUGCUGCUCAACAGAACUGUUGGCUGGGACUUACUUGGGAGUCUCUGCUGGCCCUUCAUCGAUUCAGGAACACACACAAUCACCACCUGCUACAGCAACGAAGAGGAUCUUGGGCUGUGGCAUUGUUAAUUAAAGAUGAUACCCAGUUUCCACACGCAA
Chinchilla lanigera (long-tailed chinchilla) is the source of this 4623-nucleotide messenger RNA. It is a transcript of the gene Sema5b, whose product is annotated as sema domain, seven thrombospondin repeats (type 1 and type 1-like), transmembrane domain (TM) and short cytoplasmic domain, (semaphorin) 5B. The transcript is spliced from 22 exons. Lineage: Eukaryota; Metazoa; Chordata; Mammalia; Rodentia; Chinchillidae. Gene Ontology annotation, biological process: axon extension; axon guidance; negative regulation of axon extension involved in axon guidance. The record is from RefSeq and is a predicted model, not a curated record. The coding region runs from base 402 to 3683 and encodes 1093 amino acids. Gene Ontology annotation, molecular function: chemorepellent activity; semaphorin receptor binding.